Messenger RNA from Acanthosepion pharaonis, 549 nucleotides. The record is from the annotation of a GenBank genome assembly. Lineage: Eukaryota; Metazoa; Mollusca; Cephalopoda; Sepiida; Sepiidae.
AUGAUUUAUAACGAAAAUAUCAAAUCGAUUAGUAUCUGCCUCACUGUUUGCAACUUGAAGUGCCAAAGAGCUAGCUUUUCUUUUUCAUUUCCCAUACAGCUUUUCUUUUCAUUUCUCAUAGAGCUUUUCUUUUUCAUUUCCCAUACAGCUUUUCUUUUCAUUUUCUCAUUUUUCUUUUUCAUUUCCCAUAUUCUUUUCUUUUCAUUUUUUUUCUUUUCAUUUCCCAUACAGCUUUUCUUUUCAUUUCUCAUAGAGCUUUUCUUUUCAUUUUUCAGUUUUCUUUUCAUUUCUCAUAGAGCUUUUCUUUUUCAUUUUCAGCUUUUUCUUUCAUUUACAGCUUUUUCUUUUUCAUUUUCUUUUCUUUUCAUUUCUCAUACAGCUUUUCUUUUUCUUUUCAUUUUUCAUUUCCCAUACAAGCUUUUCUUUUCAUUUCUCAUACUUUUCUUUUUCAUUUCUUUUCAUUUUCUCAUAGAGCUUUUUCUUUUCAUUUCCCAUACAGCUUUUCUUUUCAUUUCUCAUAGAGCAUUUCUUUUCAUUUCCCUCUUUUAG